Molecule: messenger RNA, 2016 nt
Organism: Procambarus clarkii (red swamp crayfish)
Lineage: Eukaryota; Metazoa; Arthropoda; Malacostraca; Decapoda; Cambaridae
Source: RefSeq, a predicted model, not a curated record
AUGUUCAAAAUACUAUGCCUAAGAGCCCACUGGGCUCAGUGUGCCACACGUUCUGAUGUCACCCACUGGGCUCAGUGUGUCACACGUUCUGAUGUCACCCACUGGGCUCAGUGUGCCACACGUUCUGAUGUCACCCACUGGGCUCAGUGUGCCACACGUUCUGAUGUCACCCACUGGGCUCAGUGUGCCAGACGUUCUGAUGUCACCCACUGGGCUCAGUGUGACAGACGUUCUGAUGUCACCCACUGGGCUCAGUGUGCCACACGUUCUGAUGUCACCCACUGGGCUCAGUGUGCCACACGUUCUGAUGUCACCCACUGGGCUCAGUGUGACAGACGUUCUGAUGUCACCCACUGGGCUCAGUGUGACACACGUUCUGAUGUCACCCACUGGGCUCAGUGUGCCACACGUUCUGAUGUCACCCACUGGGCUCAGUGUGCCACACGUUCUGAUGUCACCCACUGGGCUCAGUGUGCCACACGUUCUGAUGUCACCCACUGGGCUCAGUGUGCCAGACGUUCUGAUGUCACCCACUGGGCUCAGUGUGCCAGACGUUCUGAUGUCACCCACUGGGCUCAGUGUGUCACACGUUCUGAUGUCACCCACUGGGCUCAGUGUGCCACUCGUUCUGAUGUCACCCACUGGGCUCAGUGUGCCACACGUUCUGAUGUCACCCACUGGGCUCAGUGUGCCACACGUUCUGAUGUCGCCCACUGGGCUCAGUGUGCCACACGUUCUGAUGUCACACACUGCGCUCAGUGUGCCACACGUUCUGAUGUCACCCACUGGACUCAGUGUACCACACGUUCUGAUGUCACCCACUGCGCUCAGUGUGCCACACGUUCUGAUGUCACACACUGGGCUCAGUGUGCCACACGUUCUGAUGUCACCCACUGGGCUCAGUGUGCCACACGUUCUGAUGUCACCCACUGGACUCAGUGUACCACACGUUCUGAUGUCACCCACUGCGCUCAGUGUGCCACACGUUCUGAUGUCACCCACCGGGCUCAGUGUGCCACACGUUCUGAUGUCACCCACUGGGCUCAGUGUGCCACACGUUCUGAUGUCACCCACUGGGCUCAGUGUGCCACACGUUCUGAUGUCACCCACUGGGCUCAGUGUGCCACACGUUCUGAUAUCACACACUGGGCUCAGUGUGCCACACGUUCUGAUGACACCCACUGGGCUCAGUGUGCCACACGUUCUGAUGUCACCCACUGGGCUCAGUGUGCCACACGUUCUGAUGUCACACACUGGGCUCAGUGUGCCACACGUUCUGAUGUCACCCACUGGGCUCAGUGUGCCACACGUUCUGAUGUCACCCACUGGGCUCAGUGUGCCACACGUUCUGAUGUCACCCACUGGGCUCAGUGUGCCACACGUUCUGAUGUCACCCACUGGGCUCAGUGUGCCACACGUUCUGAUGUCACCCACUGGGCUCAGUGUGCCACACGUUCUGAUGUCACCCACUGGGCUCAGUGUACCACACGUUCUGAUGUCACCCACUGGGCUCAGUGUGCCACACGUUCUGAUGUCACCCACUGGGCUCAGUGUGCCACACGUUCUGAUGUCACCCACUGGGCUCAGUGUGCCACACGUUCUGAUGUCACACACUGGGCUCAGUGUGCCACACGUUCUGAUGUCACACACUGGGCUCAGUGUGCCACACGUUCUGAUGUCACCCACUGGGCUCAGUGUGCCACACGUUCUGAUGUCACCCACUGGGCUCAGUGUGCCACACGUUCUGAUGUCACACACUGGGCUCAGUGUGCCACACGUUCUGAUGUCACCCACUGGGCUCAGUGUGCCACACGUUCUGAUGUCACACACUGGGCUCAGUGUGCCACACGUUCUGAUGUCACACACUGGGCUCAGUGUGCCACACGUUCUGAUGUCACACACUGGGCUCAGUGUGCCACACGUUCUGAUGUCACACACUGGGCUCAGUGUACCACACGUUCUGAUGUCACCCUAAAUGGUAACACAGUACCACAAAAUGCUACUUUAAACAACUGA